CCAGCCGCUGAGUAGCCAUUUUGGUCCCACCUAAAACAGACAGACCAGCUUCACUUUGGGCCGACGGAGAUGGAAGAAACCGAGUCGACGGCGAGUAUAUCGGCCACCCAAACCUUUUAAAUCUCUCGCAAGAAAUACUGACUGGUGACACUAGAGACCAUGGCUUGUUUCUAGACUGAAUUUGUUUUGUGGGGGGAAAAAAAGCCUUGGGCGAUUUUUGGAAGUGGCGACCGACAGCGCCUUAGUUUAGUUAGCUUCACUGACUGAAACCUAAACGGACAGACGGACAGUGAUUUCGUUUGCCUGUCGAGUUUGAACACAGGCCAUGAACGGUAUGUACGCGCCAUGUAAACAUUGAAAAUAGGAUUGUUAUGGUGUUAAGUGAGGAUUUUUUUCCGGUCCCUAACAGUUCAGGUGCUCGGCUCUAACACGUCCGGUCUCGUUUGAAAAUUGUCACGAUCCAUGCUGAGACUGUUUCCCCCGGAGAGAGCCGCUAAGCAAAGCAAUAAUUUCAUUUUUCGGUUGUGGGACUGAAGACGGUUUUGGUGGAUUUUGGACAGCAGACGGCGACUGGUGGAAGAAGGACGAAUAAUAGAAGAUGUCAACAAAAACUCCUUUGCCUACGGUCAACGAGAAGGUGACGGAAAGUCACACGUCUCACAGUAAUGGACGUCAGGAGAUCAGCACACGCUCGGGCCGGACCGGCGUCCGGUCCCGCAGCUCCGAGGAGACGCAGCAGCCCCACGUCGGGAACUACCGGCUUCUCAAAACCAUCGGGAAGGGCAACUUCGCCAAGGUCAAACUGGCCCGACACAUCCUGACCGGCAGAGAGGUGGCAAUUAAGAUAAUAGACAAGACGCAGCUGAACCCCAACAGCCUUCAGAAGCUCUUCAGAGAAGUAAGAAUAAUGAAGAUCCUGAAUCAUCCCAAUAUAGUCAAGCUUUUUGAAGUGAUAGAGACGGAGAGGACGCUCUACCUGGUGAUGGAGUACGCCAGCGGAGGGGAAGUAUUCGACUACCUGGUUGCACAUGGAAGAAUGAAGGAAAAAGAGGCCAGAGCUAAAUUUAGACAGAUUGUAUCGGCGGUGCAGUACUGCCACCAGAAGCACAUUGUUCACAGAGACCUCAAGGCUGAGAACCUGCUCCUCGACGCAGACAUGAACAUCAAGAUCGCAGAUUUUGGCUUCAGCAACGAGUUCACUAUGGGCAACAAGCUGGAUACGUUCUGCGGUUCUCCACCGUAUGCAGCGCCAGAGCUUUUCCAGGGGAAGAAGUACGACGGGCCGGAGGUGGACGUCUGGAGUUUGGGGGUCAUACUGUACACGCUGGUCAGCGGCUCGCUGCCCUUCGAUGGACAGAACCUCAAGGAGCUGCGGGAACGUGUGCUCAGAGGGAAGUACCGCAUCCCUUUCUACAUGUCCACAGACUGCGAGAACCUCCUCAAACGCUUCCUGGUGCUCAACCCGGCCAAGCGGGGUACUCUCGAGGUGAGGGAGGACGCAGAAAAUCAAAUCAUGAAGGAUCGAUGGAUCAACGCAGGAUUUGAAGAGGACGAGCUCAAGCCUUACACUGAACCAGAGCUGGACAUCACGGACCAGAAGAGAAUAGAUGUGAUGGUGGGGAUGGGCUACAACCUGGAGGAGAUCCAGGACUCUCUGGCCAAGAUGAAGUAUGACGAGAUCACAGCCACCUACCUGCUGCUGGGCAGGAAGGCCUCUGAGCUGGAGCCCAGCGACUCGGCCUCCAGCAGCAACCUGUCGCUGGCCAAACCGCGACCCAACAGCGAGCUCAACGGCCAGUCGCCCUCCCACCUCAAAGUCCAGAGGAGCGUCUCCUCCAACCACAAACAGAGACGUUACAGCGAACAAGUCGGUCAGAACGUCCCUCCAGGGAUGGCUCAUCCAAAGAGGAGUCAGACCACCACGGCGGACAACAGCACGAAGGAAGAAGGCGGAGUGCAGCUCCGUAAACCCAGCACCCCGGGCAGCCGCGGGGCUCCGCCCUCCAGCCCUCUGCUGGGCAACGCCAACAACCCCAACAAGGCUGACAUCCCUGACCGCAGGAAAGGCGCCACCACCGGCCCGAGCAAUAACACUGCGUCGGCCGGCAUGACCAGGAGGAACACGUAUGUCUGCAGCGACAGAAACAACACGGACCGCCUGUCCGUCAUCCCCAACGGGAAGGAGAACAGUGUCGCCGUGUCGCCCAGCAGCCAGAGGAACCCGGUGGCGUCGAUCCACAGCAUCGCCAACGCCACCACACCCGACCGACUGCGCUUCCCGCGAGGCACCGCCAGCCGCAGCACCUUCCACGGGGGCCAGCUGAGAGACCGCCGCACGGCCACGUACAACGGGCCGCCGGCCUCGCCCACCCUCUCCCACGACGCCUCCCCUCUCUCCCAGACCCGCAGCCGUGGAACCAGCAACCUUUUCUCCAAGCUCACCUCCAAACUCACCCGCAGAAACAUGUCAUUCAGGUUUACCAAAAGAGUCUCAACCGAGUUUGAGAGAAACGGGAGACUUGAGGGCUCAAGUCGCCAUGUACCUGGGGAUCAAAAAGGGGAAAAUAAAGACGGUAAACCCCGCUCCCUCAGAUUCACUUGGAGUAUGAGGACCACCAGCUCCAUGGAGCCUUGUGACAUCAUGCGGGAGAUUCGCAAGGUGCUCGACGCCAACAACUGCGACUACGAACAGCAAGAGAGUUUCCUGCUUCUUUGCGUCCACGGGGACGGGCGAGCCGAAAACCUGGUCCAGUGGGAGAUGGAGGUUUGCAAGCUGCCCCGUCUCUCCCUCAACGGCGUCAGGUUCAAACGGAUAUCCGGAUCAUCCAUCGCUUUCAAAAACAUUGCUUCCAAAGUUGCCAACGAGUUAAAGCUAUGAACAAAAAGGGUUUAAAAGUAUACAUAUAUAUAUCUAGAAGUAUUUAAGCUGUACAAUCAUCCAAGUAGCAGUUUCCAAAUGUCUCCUUUUUUUAAACAAAAUACAGAGUAUGUAUUGAAUAUUAUAAUGUAUAGAUUAAGGCUUUUGGCAAUAAUCACUGAAUUACCUACUAAUAUCUCAGUCUAUUCUGACCACACGGGGUCGACAUUAACGAGUUGAAUAUGAUUUGUCAUGCUGUGAAUGUGGACAAAAAAAACAAACAUUUCUAGUCUUAUUUAUUUUUUUUCCUUCAUGGAAAAAGAAAAAAAAAUACGUAGCGUUUUGUUUUCAGUGUAAAUAAUGUAUCUUACUUUAAAGACGGCUUCACUGCAAUACUCAUUUUGUUUUUGUUUUUUUUUUCUUUUUUGUAUUUCGUUAAAAAGUAGAGAUGAUGGGGAGUCUGUGUAAAUGCCCACAUGGUUUAAAGGGUCACUCAUGUCUCAAUUAAAGUGUCUGUCAACCUGAA
This is a messenger RNA of Scatophagus argus, 3383 nucleotides long. It is a transcript of the gene mark3a, whose product is annotated as MAP/microtubule affinity-regulating kinase 3a. Lineage: Eukaryota; Metazoa; Chordata; Actinopteri; Scatophagidae. Gene Ontology annotation, cellular component: cytoplasm; plasma membrane. The coding region runs from base 599 to 2878 and encodes 759 amino acids. The transcript has 18 exons. Gene Ontology annotation, biological process: intracellular signal transduction; protein phosphorylation. The record is from RefSeq and is a predicted model, not a curated record. Gene Ontology annotation, molecular function: protein serine/threonine kinase activity; ATP binding.